AUGGCUUAUUGUACCUGCUCUGAGAGGGCCAACGAUAGGGCCCACUUCCCCGUCGCUUUAAUUGUUGGGACACCUACCGGGGUCAUUUUCGUCAAAGCAGCUUGUUGCCACGGUACUUUUCCUGGUUUCCUCCGUCCGUAUUCUUCCGCGUCGCCGCUUCCUGCUUAUUCUCGUGCGUCUCGCCGGGUUGCCCGCCGCUCCUCCCUGCUCUUUGUAUUCCACGCCCGCCGCCCGGUUCCAGCGCUCGGUUCGUCCUGCGCGCGCCCGGCGGGGGACCCCGCCGGGUGUCCGCACCGUUGGGUCACCUCGAAUUCAGCGAUCCGUGUUCGCUGCAGGCGUCGCCAGGGGUGUGCGCCGCCGCUUCGUUGUCGCUGCGUCUGGUCGCCGGAGGUCCGCGCCGGUUUUCUGCCGCCAUCGCUCCGUCCUCGCUGCACGCGCCUGGUACGGCUGUGCGCGGCCGCUUCGUCCUCGCUGCGUGUGCCCGCCGGGGGUCGGCGCCGGUUGUCUGCGACGUCCACCCAAUCUGUUUGGGGCUGUCGUUGUGCCUUUGUUUUCCCUCCUCUGCCUUGUUUUGUAUUCGCGGUGUCCGCCUGUUUACACAUUGGCUCCAACUGGGACUCAACCAUAGUUCUUGUCGUUCUCUAUUGUCUUGUUCAGUUCAGAAUGCAGACCAGCUACCUAGGAAAGUUGGAGAAGGGUCGCCCAAAAGGCUUUGUUUGUGUUCGUGUUCUGAGGAAAUGGACAGUUAGAGAAAACAUGGGUCAGAGAACGCCGCUGUACGUUGGCUUGGUCCUAGCAGAUGCAAGGGGAGAUACUAUGUAUGCUGAGAUUCCCCAAGAAAUUAUCCAAACAUUGGAUUCUCUUAUACAGGUGGACAACACUUAUGUGAUUAGUAAAUUCAGAGUAAAUCCUGCAAAGGCAUGUUACAAACCCUUCAGUGCUCAUCUGAUGAUUGAAUUCACAGAGUUUACAUCCAUCAAAUUAGCCGAGAAUCCACCAAAAACAUUUCCAAAAUAUGUAUACGCUCUAACCCCUUUUGACAAAAUUGUGCCUGCACAAGGAGCGGUUCCUAUCUUGACAGAUGUCCUGGGUUAUAUUACAAAAUACACUUCUGCAACAACUAUAACCCCAAAAGGAAAAGAAAGAGCAAGCAUCCUUAGAGAAGUGUUCAUAAAGGAUAUGAGCGACGAUGAGCUCAAAAUAACGCUUUGGGGUGACCAUGCCAUAAACUUCAAUGUCGAUCAUCUGAACACUGCAGAAGAUCCCAAACCAGUUAUAGCUCUCUUUGUUGGUUUCAUACCAAGAAAAUGGCACUCACAUUACGCACAGAAUAAACCGUACCUUAGUGGAAGCAGUGGCUGUGACUACUAUCUAAAUCCAGACAUUCAGGAGGCUUUACCAUUUUAUAAUAGAUUCAGGGGUGAAACGAUGUACAUAGAGCGACCACCUCCAUCUGAAGACAACCUUCGUGCACAGCCAGAGGACACUCCACUAGCACUGAAAACGAUUGCUGAAUUAGAUAGUAUAGACCCAUACGAAUUUCCGGAUGAAGGUUACAAAUGCAUAGUGACAAUCACAAAUAUUCCAGACAAUAUUAGUUGGUGGUACAUGACAUGCAAACCGUGUAAGAAAAGAAUGGAUCCACAGGCUGCUGGUGGAUAUAGGUGUCCAAAAUGUUAUGGCACAAAUGCUUUGCCUAGGUAUUUACUAAACUUCUUUGCAAGGGACGAAACAGCAGAAGCAAGUUUCUUUGCAUACGAUGAGGUGGCUAAGUUAAUGGUUCUCAAAGAUUGUGAUCUAAUUUUAAACCCUUUGAAAUUGGCGUCUGGGUUGCCGCAGCCACUACAGUCCAUUAUUUCCAAGAAAUUCACCUUGUCCAUUAACCUCACGGAGGACUCAUUCAGCAGUAGAUCAAAAAGACAAUACCUGGUGAAGCAUAUCUUGGAAAGAUCAGAUAAGCGUCAUUCUCCACUGUACCUUGCUGGAUCUGCAACCACCACACAGUGUACUACAGUUAUGUGCACUACCUCUACACAUGAACGCACUCCACCACAAAUAACGAACACUCCAAAGGCUCACCAACAAGUUUUUGAGAUUGCUCAGGAUAGCCAAUUAACGCCUGCCCCAGUCAUUGAUCAAGACAAAACACCUACUAAAGAUCAUACCAAUGAAUCAACGGUGCCUCCAACAAAUACCCGGAAAAGGCUAUUUGGAGAACAUAAGCAACCUGAAAAGGAGACUAGAGGUGAUGAAAACUUGGAUGAAGAAACAGUGUCUGAAGACAACCUUGUUGGUCUAACCGAUCCACCACCUGCACCAAAAACAAAAAGGUCCAGAAAUAAGCCCCUGAAGCAGCAGGCGUCUUCUGAUCAGGUCUAAAUGAAGAAAUCAGGACAGGUGAUACGUAUUCACGAUCAGUCGACAACAACCUUUUGUGCAACAUGAUGCCUAUGGUCUUUAAGAGCGUGUUGCUUUAUAUUUACAACACAGGACUCUACCUAGGCUCAGCUAUUCCCACCUAGCAGUUUUAUUUUAGUUUUUACCACGUUCCUUGUAUAUUGGUUCCUCAGAAUGCUGGUAUCUCAACAAAUGUUGCUACUAUGUAGUUAUUUACCUGUCACCAGUGUUUAUCUGGUUAACUAUUUACUCAUCUACAAAAACUACUUGCACUCCUGCUACCAA
Molecule: messenger RNA, 2682 nt
Organism: Sorghum bicolor (sorghum)
Lineage: Eukaryota; Viridiplantae; Streptophyta; Magnoliopsida; Poales; Poaceae
Exons: 15
Coding region: 1-2379 (792 amino acids)
Biological process (GO): DNA replication; DNA recombination; DNA repair
Cellular component (GO): nucleus
Molecular function (GO): DNA binding
Source: RefSeq, a predicted model, not a curated record